AGAGUGAGGAAGUGCAUAAGCUGUGAGCAGCUGCCAGUGUAUCUUGAGUGUAUCCGGUUAUUCGGUUUUAAUGGCUAAAGUGGAGAUCGCCCCUUUGAGAGGCUGGGAUGAUUUCUAUCCAGGCUCGGAGCGCUUUGCCAAACCAGACACGCGAGAUUUGGCAAAAUGGAACAACAGAGUGGUCAGCAACCUCCUCUAUUAUCAAACAAACUAUCUGGUGGUGGCAAUCAUUGUAUUCGUGCUUGUAGGGUUGAUGAACCCCGUGAGCAUGUUCACAGGAGCAAUAGUGGUCACUUCUGUCUUCGUCGGCUCUGUGUGGGCAGGGGAGAACAAGGCAAUCAUUAAAAAUUUCAAGAAGGAGAACCCUACCUUGUUUGUUUUCCUGGUGAUGGUCGUGAGCUACUUCCUUAUGUCGCUCUUCGGUGGAGUUAUGGUAUUCCUGCUUGGAAUCAAACUCCCACUUCUGUUGAUUUUUGCACAUGCAUCGCUUCGCCUACGGAACAUGAAAAACAAACUGGAGAAUAAGAUGGAGAGUGCUGGACUCAAGAAAUCACCCAUGGGAAUCAUACUUGAAGCACUGGGUCAACAAGAAGAGAACCUCUGUAAAAUUCAAGACAUUCUGGAGAGCAAACUGAAGAAUGAUCUCUCUCGAUAGGGACUCUCUGUUUCUCACCAAUGCUUGAAGGAACUGUUUCAGCUGGUACAAUCUGUGAAAUCCACUCUGUUUCUUCCAACAUACAUAAUUGGCAAAAAGAAAAAGUAUUAUUUUCUCUGUAUUUUUCUGUAAAGGGAUGAACAAAUUGUAUUGAAAAAAGUGUGUUUUAUGAUGUUUUUGUUUGUCUCAUGUCAAAUGUAAGGGGGUGCAGUUCAACUUGUUUUUCAAAGGUUCUUUUUUUCCCUGUAACCUGUUGGGUAAUGUGUCAUAAGUGCUUAUAGAAAGUGUUUGUAUUCUUUUCUUUCAAAAUGCGUUCAUUGUUACAUUAAGAAAAUGUAAAGUAUUACAUAACAAGAUGUCAUCAGGUUUAUAAGAUCUAAUAUCUCCAAUUUUCCUGCAGUGUGAUGAUGAUAACUGGAAUUAAAUGAAUAAAAGAUUGCAUGGUCUUGACUAAAAUUAAUAGCGACUGAGUCAUGUUAUAAUGAGCUAUAAUUAAUGAUAAUUUGUUGGUGAUGUGAACUUAAUUGAAGAUUGAUGUCUUUUAACAUAUUACUGUUGUAGAUGUGUUGUGAAGGGAAUAAGCAAUUUGAGUUCUGCAUUACAAUGAUUUUACCAUAGGAAUAUUUUGCCUGUUUUUUUUUUUGUUUUUUUUGUAUCAUGCUAAGAUCAACCCUUACAUUUGGAAAAUUACUGUAAUGCACCACCUUUCAUAGCUUAUUGUUUUGUUGUGACCUAUUAGGUAAAAUAAGUCAUAGUUGAAUUUUGUGUGAUGCUACUCCAAAAUCUAUGCAUAAAGGUUUAAUAAAGUCACAUUUUGGUACCAUCAUGUGUUAUUUUUAAAUAAAGUUCGAUUUACAUUGACAUCAAA
This is a messenger RNA of Pimephales promelas (fathead minnow), 1523 nucleotides long. It is a transcript of the gene arl6ip5a, whose product is annotated as ARF like GTPase 6 interacting protein 5a. Gene Ontology annotation, cellular component: membrane. Lineage: Eukaryota; Metazoa; Chordata; Actinopteri; Cypriniformes; Leuciscidae. Gene Ontology annotation, biological process: negative regulation of transport. The record is from RefSeq and is a predicted model, not a curated record.